UUAUCAAUCGAUCCCCUCCGCCCGACGAUGCCGCCGCGGUUAGGGUUCCUCCCCGGUCGCCUCACCCCCGUCGACGGCGCCGUGCGCCACCACCACGCCCGGUCGCCUCUCGCCUCCUCCGACGCUCCAGCCCCGGAAAUGGCGCCACCACCGCCACCACCAUGUCGACGGUGCAAGUCAAGGUGCGCCAGCAGCCUUGCAACUGGCCCGCUGUUCGGCAUCUACUUCGAGUCUAGUUUUCUUCAUGCGGCGAUCGUCCCAUGCAAUGUGAGGUCAGAAUUUAACAAGCUGACCGGAGACUCUGUGACCUUUGAGGCUCCUGGGGGGCCCCUACACUAUGGAGGUCGAGAAAGUGCGAAAUUUGACGCAGUAGGAGGAGAUGGAUGGGUCCGUUUCAUCGCCCACAUGCGUAUCACCGGUGGUGAGUUGAUCAGCUUCUCCUUCAGAGCAGAAAGACCCAAGCUGGCCGUGAUUUAUGUCAACAAAGCAGAAGAUGAUGAAGAUGAUGAGGAUGAUGACGACCCACUUGGUGAAGCUAUCGUAGCUCAAAGAAUGAGGUUGAGCGAGGAGGAGGUGUGCAACCUAUGGGACAUCAUUCCGCCACGUGCUGACUUCGUCGGGGUGCCAUUCGUGACCCGCCUAACAAGUACCAUGGUUGAUCGGCAUAUCAUGAAAUUGCCAAAGAGCCUAUCUGAGAGUUGUGGUAUCAAACCUAAUGAAGAAGGCUCUGCUAGAAUACGCCUUACCGCGAGGGGCUCCGUCACCACUUGUGCGUACGGCGUGGACACGGACGGUCGCACACACUUCAACUCGGUUGGGUGUAAGAGCUUCCUUGUCGGCAAGAAUCUUCAUGUUGGAUAGGCAAUCCUAAUUACUAUCAGGAACACCCACCGCCCAGGCUUGAGGAUGAUGGUCGUCAUCGAUAUCAUCUAGAACUACAUAUGCAUGUGUGUAGCUGCUGAACCAUAUAUAUACUAGUAUGACUACCUAGUAGACUUAUCAACUAUGAUCUAUCCAUGCAUUGUUGACUAUUAUAUAUGAGUUUGUGAGAUUGUGUGGUUAUAUUAAAUGUGGUAUUGUCGUUAA
Molecule: messenger RNA, 1086 nt
Organism: Aegilops tauschii subsp. strangulata
Lineage: Eukaryota; Viridiplantae; Streptophyta; Magnoliopsida; Poales; Poaceae
Source: RefSeq, a predicted model, not a curated record